Molecule: messenger RNA, 929 nt
Organism: Spodoptera littoralis (African cotton leafworm)
Lineage: Eukaryota; Metazoa; Arthropoda; Insecta; Lepidoptera; Noctuidae
Source: the annotation of a GenBank genome assembly
UAUGUUCAUGUAAACGCUCGUACUCGACGAUGCCGAAGAAGGAUUCCUUGUCUAGUGGACAAGUGGAGCUUUGUGACGUGAAAGUAGACGUGCUUAUUAAACACAAGAGUCGUCGUAAGGGCAAAAGUGUAGAAGAACUGAGCGUAGGCACAAGUGAGACGAGUAGAGACGUAGACAGUGACGAAACCAGACACAAGUCGCGUCGAGACAGAUCCAGCAGUCACGAUGGAUUAGACGGCGGCAGACGGAAGAAGCGAGAUGUUGAACGUAGUGUUGAGCGUGUGGGUGCGAUACAAGCUAGGCGACCGGAGACUGAGAGCAGUGACGACAGUGUAGACAUGAGAGAUCACAAGAAACGUAGGAACUAUGACAAUAUAGACCAUGGCGUUGCUAAUGUACAUGUGAUGCGACAUAAGAAGCGAUUAGCUGUCGCCGACCUCAGUGAUGAAGAAGCAAAUAUGGUGAGACAACAAAGGAGACGAAGGGACGAACACAGUGGUACCAGUUCAGACCCCACACGUCACAAGCAACGACGCAACACACAGUCCGCAGGUCCUUACGAAGGGACCACAAAAGGCAAGCCUAAGGGCUCCAGUAAAUCCACAGACUACGUAUACGUUAAUAACGCAUAUGUCGGAAGCCUAAACAGUGUUAACGAAGGAAGAUGUCAACAACCAAUAACAAGCACCUACCGCGAGCAGUACUGGGCCUGCUCCAAGUGGUCACACGGGAAGAAAAUCUUAGCAAUCGGAAUAGGAGUCUUAUUAGGAAUGUCUUUAGUCGGGGGCAUCAUAACUUUGGCCUUAAUCAUCACGGGACAGAAUCCUGAUGAGAUAAUAGGCCCUCUCCUCCCUGGAAACAACGACAGACACUUUGCCCUAUUUUGAACCAUAGUGAGAACAAAUAUGGACUAUAAUUCUGUAGAGUAU